Molecule: messenger RNA, 1765 nt
Organism: Phanerochaete carnosa HHB-10118-sp
Lineage: Eukaryota; Fungi; Basidiomycota; Agaricomycetes; Polyporales; Phanerochaetaceae
Exons: 1
Coding region: 701-1645 (314 amino acids)
Source: RefSeq, a predicted model, not a curated record
CCGGUGGUGGUCGAGUGUCGUCUGGCACUGUCGAGAUGCCGGCUGGGCCGGUCUCGGCAUGCGUCUGGGCAACCUGCCAACAUGUUAACCUUCUCGUGGGGUGCUCUCCCUGUUUCCCCCCUUCGUUUUUGCGUCCAGGACUUGUGGUUCGAAGUGCAUGCAGGCUCUUCCAUGCCCGCAUGCACUUGUGAACACGCUCGUGAUGCAGGUGUCGCUGCUGCAGUUCUCGCACUGGUCUUGGCGGCUUCCGGCGCGGCAAUGCGAAUUUGUAUUGUGGGCGGUUGUCGUGCCGCGUCACGGACAGAUUCGAGAACAGCCCUCCCUUGAUUUGACAUAUACGCUUCCUUUUGGCAACUCUCCGUGAGACGCAUCUCGUUGACAUUCCAUCGUUCCUACAGCAGACGAUAUCGCAGACGCUCUCCCGCUCCUGCGCGCGGUCAUCCGAGAAUGCCAUCGCUUUCUCGUCGCGCAUCCCGACCCGUCGAUCGUCUACUCCGGACGGGAACCACCAACAAGUAAUCCUCGUUCCCCCGACAUCCUCACACCGACCGAUGAACGCUUACGGCGAGACUGGGCGCCCGAAACACUCAACUCGUGUCUCCGAGGUCACCGGCCACAUCACAACCGAUCUCAGAUACCAUCUCGCGCAGUGGACCCUCCAACUGCGUUUCAUGCGCUCUUCGGCACUGCUCUGUUCUACAUGGGCACAAUCCUCGCGCACGACGCGAGUCUCGCGCUCCCCGAUGAGCCAUCAACAGCAUCGACGUACUGGCUAGCCGCUCUCGACAUCUUUGAGACCGGCGAGAAUCUGCCCAGCGUCCUCGCACACGGCACGUCUGUACCAGAUGACUGGCGCAUGUGUGUAUCGUGGGGUCGGACUCUUGUUUGCCUCGCGGACGAAAAGCUCGAGCAUAGUCUACGGUCAGAAAAGACCCCUCCUAUGCCUACGCAGGCCGACCUCAGGAACGGCUAUCUGCUGUACCAGCCGCUGCCUGGGCCCUUCUCCGCAGUUGAGCCCCGCUGGCCGCCAAACUCCCCUUUCCAUGCUAUCGCCGCUGUACGACCACCAGUGACGCGACGGAUGAGCUUGUACUCUGCCAGUGCACACGAUGUCAUGGUGCUUGCUAUGGACCAGUUCUCGCGCGGGAUCUUCCACAUGCCGCACCGCCAGUACCCGGCGACGCACAACCCCUCCGCGCUCCAGCUGGAGCUCCCUUACCUCGAAGGCACGGGCUUCUCGCACGCCUUCCAUUCGCGCAGGUACACCUCACCAUCCUCGGUGUCGUCAAGUCUAUCCACACAGAUUUUCUCGCGGCCAAAGGAGCUGUUCACCAUCGCCUCUGAGCUACUAGGUGUCGCCGAGCGCCUGAGUCAAUCGUCCCAGCGCGAGUAUUGGGCAUCCCAGGCCGACUCUGUUUUCAAUCAAAUGAAGAUGGAGGCGGACAUUGGCGAGUGGCGGAUGGCUGUGAACGCCGCCCGUGGUCGCUGCUGGCUGGUAGUCGGCGAGGCACGUGCAGAGGAGAUGGAGAAUGCCCUCGAGCGCGGCGACACAUCGGUGCUCCAAACCGCCGAAGCCGAGGAAGCUCGAGAAGGUCUUGCUACUGGUAUGCAUCUCCUUUUACGUAUGACGUUACGGCCGUGUUGAUGUGCACAAUGUGUUUGUUGCAGCGGUCGCAUUCCUCGAGCGCGCUAAAGGCUCCGCCACGACUAGAUCGGAUCCAGACCAGGAGGAUCUGUCCCCUCUCGUAAGUUAUCGAUCAGAGCG